AAAAUUUGUGAUUUUUGUUGGAUUGUCGAUCUGAAGCCCCUGUGACGAUGUUAAAAUGGACCGUAAUGGGACGUCGCGAUGUACAAAACGACGUCGUCACCACAAACGACCGCCCUCUAUCGAGCGAUUAUCCGACUGGAAGUUUAACGCCCGGAAUACAGAUGCGUCGAGUGCAGAAAUCGGCUACUACAGUGAAACGACGUCGUUCGAGUACGGCGUUGCGACGUCGACGUUCAUCCGGAUUGAUUACAAAUGGUAUAAACGAGGGACGCAACAGUUUAGAUAGUAUGUUGGACGUCGAGAAGGAAAAUAGAUUUACGUCGACGCCGAUCAAGACAAUUUCCGAGAGUGGCGCGCUAAGAGACGUGGGGAAUGUUACGCCUAACGUUAACGAUAAACAUUGGGAAUCGUUUUUAGCGAAUCAUCGAGCUCUAUCGGCCAGAAAAUCCAAGAGCGACAGAAAGCUGCGAGUUUCCUUAACGACACCAAAAAACCAGCACAAAAAGAAAAAAGAUUGUUUGUUCAAGCACGAAGAUUUGAUGUUGGUUAGCCAAACAAGCAACUAUUUCAGACCGUUCGAAAGCGUAGAUUCGCAUAUAGAAGGAUUCAAAGCGGAAACUCAUUGUUCAUGUAAAAAACCAGCCGCGACGCUCCCGAUUUCCUCCGACGAUUACCAUUAUUUGAAUAGAAAAAGUUACAAAAAAUUAAAAGUGAUCGAAGAUUUGAAAUUGCCCCCAAACAAAAAACAAAAAAUCGAUCACGUAAACGAUUUCCUACACCAAAUAUCUUAUAUAACAUCCCCCGAAAACGCGGGGUGUUUACCGGGAACCAGCAGCUCGGCCGGCAAACCUCUAGUCGGACAAUUUUUAGAUUUCGAAUACAACAAAAAUUCAAACGAUUCCUCCUACAUAAACAACAUGUCUUUGGAAAAAAUAGUCGACGAAUUGAUAGACGCCAGCGACGAUAAAAUUGACGAAAAACAGGACGUCGCAUCGGACAAUUCCUCAGAUUCCGGUUUCAGAAGCUCCAAUACCGAAAAAUCUCAUCGAUUCGACAACAAUUUCGUUUGCAAAUGCAACAAAACCAUCAUACAAAUCGACGAAACCUACAACGAAAGAUGCGUCGACGAUACAAGAUUUAGAAAAAGACGAUCGAGCUUAUCGACUGAACCGAAAGCUUUAGAUAAAUCGAAAGAAGGCGAAUUCACUUUACGGAGACAAAAAUGCAUCAGACGAAGAAAACCGCCGAGCUGCGAUAAAUACAAUAUCGAAAACACCCCCAUUUUCAACUGUUAUUUGGAAAAUAAGGAAAUUCCAAGUGCCGCCGAUACGAAAACAAACCUGGAAAAUAGUGCGAGCGGCGGCAGGGAUUUUAGGAAAUGUCUCGUUUUCGAUAAUUCCAAAAACGAUUCUUCCAUUUAUUCCGAAAGCGGUUCCACGUGUAAAUCCAUCGACAUACGGGGUACCGUCCAACUUAAAUCUUAUCUUCGACAAGAUAAUCUCUUGGUUAAAGUUGUGUGCUGCAAGGAUUUAUACCGCGCGAAUGGGGAGAAAAUAAACGCUUAUAUCAAGGUCGCAUUGGAAGAUCGAUUGGGGGAUUCUCGACAGAAAAAGAAAAGUUUUCUCCAAAGAACUGCCGUUCAAGCUGAUUCGAACAGACCGAUUUUCAAUCAUACUUUCAAAUUUCCUUUUAAUGGCUAUGAUAAUUCGAAAAAUAUUCAUCUGGAAGCUUGGCAUCGAGAUAGAAACACGAGAACAAGCGACUUUUUGGGAUGUAUGUCGUUCGAUGUUAAAGAUGUCAUUGAAAAAGGUAUCGAAGGUACAUUUAAAUUGCUACCCCAAUCGAUUGGUCGUAAUACUAACUUAUCGAUAACACAAGAUAACAUGUCGGUUAAUAACGACGUUCAUUUUGAAAAAGACGUAAAAAUGUGCGAAAGUCAUUCGAGCGUCGACGAACUCGUCUGUUUGGAGGAUUUCGAAGGGGAAUUGAAACGAUCGACGUCGAAGACCGUCUUGAACGAGCAACAAAAAUACGCCGACGAAAAUUUAUUUUUGAGGUAUUUGGAGUUGGAUCCAACCGAAGGUCCGGACGCGUCUUCGGCGGCUACGCAAAGAAAAGCGACCGGAAAUAGGAACGGCAGGACGCCGUUUACUUGUACGAAAAAAUUGGUUCGACCGCCAAAAUCUGGAUUCGGUUUUUCGGUCGUGUGGACACAUCCGCCGAGGAUAGAAAGAGUGGAAAAAGGACUUCCGGCCGAUAAAGCGGGAAUUUUACCUGGCGAUUAUAUCAUUUUCGUGGAUAAGCAUAAUGUAGUUGUGAUGCCCGAAAUCGAUAUACUAAAUUUGAUCAGAUCUUUUGGUAGCCAAUUAACUCUCGAGAUAUUUCGUCGGAACCCAUCAAAAAACGGUUCGGUGCCUAGUGUUAAAAGACUGUCAACGCCGUUAGCGACUUCCACCGCUUUGGGCAGUACGUCCGUACUACCGGUAGCGUUACAAAGAAGACCGUCGACGGUGUGUUCUACAAAUACCGCUUCCGGAGAAUAUAAUAGGAGAAAACUUAACCUUCCUCAAGUCACUUUUAGUACUGAGAAACCGACGAAUAAUCCAGAAGAUAAUAGAAAAAAAGCGAUGUACCAAUUGGUCGGGAAGGAACAACAAUACGCUCUAGGUUUACAAUUUGCCAUUGCAAGAUUCGUCUCCGCUUUGGCCGAAAGAAAGGACCUAAUUUCCCCAUUAGAACAUAGGAUGUUGUUCCAAAAUAGCGGGGAGAUAUUACAAUUAACGGAAGAUCUAUUGGAUCAUCUAAUACAAGACAAUGAACUCCAAACGCAUCUGCUCGUCAAAACUUACUUCGUAAAACUUCAGGAAAUUAAAACGAUUUACAAAAAAUAUUGCUCGGGGAUUAAGAAAGCCGAUUGCAUUUUGGCGAACAAAACAAAAAAUAGCAAUUCCGAAUUUUGUAGGUUUAUUCAGAUACCGCACAUACCUCGACGAAGACCGGACAUAACUACUUUCAUUCACAAACCUCUAGAGCAUUACAGAGAUAUGUUGAGAUUCCUUACGACGAUUCAAAGUUGCACCAAGCCAAAUCAUGACGACUUUUCUGUGAUAAAUGAACUUGUCCAUCAGUUGCAGUUGACUUAUAGAGAAAUUACUUCGGAAUCGGGACUGAUGGAACCUUCGGGAGAAGGUAGACCGUUGCUGACUGUUCAAGAUUUAGAAAAUAGGCUAGUUUUCACCAAAUGCAAGCCUUUCGUUUUAAAUAAACCGGGUCGACAAUGGAUUUUCGGAGGCGAUUUAGCGAGAGUGGAAGGCAGAAACGUCCGGCAAUAUUGGACGUUGUUGUUCAGCGAUCUUUUAUUAUUCGCGAAAGCCUCUCGAGAUCGAGUUUUAUUCGUCACCGAGGACCCUCUACCUUUGGCUCAAGUUUCCGAUAUGUUUUUCAAUGUAAGAAAAAAAGAUACAGAAUUCAGGAUAAAUAUUAAUCCCGAUGGUAAGAACGCGUCAAGUCCAACGGUCCAUUGCGGUCCCGAUCUUUCCAGGACCCCCAAGAAAAACGCAAACAGAAAAACUGUCAUUUUACGAGCUCCCACUACGGAACUUAAGGCCGUUUGGCAAAAUUUGCUACAAAGGCAGAUCUUUCAGUUGAAUUCAGGCAUGGACGGAAGUUCGAUUAGUUCUCCAUUAGAAUCUCCCGAAGUUCCGAUUACUUCCUCGGUGGUAACUCUACAAUCGAAUGAAUCGCUAUCGAUACGUCGUCAGGUGCGUCUAGACAUUACCAAACAACAUAAUCCAAUCGAAAAAUUCCCUAACCUCGAUCCCGUACAAUCUCAGUUAGACAAAACUCCCGAUACUCCAAGCGCUAAUAUUUCCUUUCGAUCUUCGUCGGAAUCGUCUCUUUAUACAUCAGAAGCUAGCUUACUUCGGAAACAGACAGCUUCUCCGUCGGCUAUACUUACGCCAAGCACCGAAGCUUACAACGAUGAUUUAAGUGACUUUGGACUCGGUGACGAGCCAUGGGAUGUUAGUCAGUUCGAUUACGAUAUGAGUUGUUUGAAUAUCGAUGGGAAAUUGGGGAAUUUUCAGACCUGUCAAAAUUUAAAUCAAACCUGUCAAAAUUGUCAAAACGCCAAUAAGGAAAAGGAAUUGCGACAACGGGAGAUGGACGCGUCGAUUGAACUAAAGUGCAAACAGUUGGGAAAAGGGGUAAAUAGUAAAUGUAACGCGCUACAUUUGGAGCGAUGGAUCAAAUCGCAAUUGACCGACGAAUUGGGAUCAGAAACAACGCCGGACGAGGAAAAAGAGGGUUUAAUGGAAGAAUGGACCAAAGAGAUGUUGAGGAAGAGAUCCGAAGAAUUGCAAUUGAUCGAUUCCGAAGGUAAUAUCAGAAGUACGAACAACAAGGAGCAUACGAAGAGAAACGACAACGAUUGCGAGGAAAUUACGGUAUCGGAAAACGAUCAGAGUCCGUCCAAAAGUACCACAACGGAAAGUCAAGUGACCGUUAGAUCUAGUCCCAUAGUACCUGAAACUGUAUCGUUGUGUCGAAAAUGUCACAAAACUUGCCUCAGCACCAACGGUAACAGAAAUAACUCGAACGGAUGUGAUGGUAACGAAAAUCCAACUUCAAGACUAGAUAAUAACCCCACGAAGGAUAGUAACCAUAAUAAUGAAAAUAAUUGGCAAUCUUUCAUGUUGAUAGGUUUAUUAGCUAACAAAGCAACUAAUUUAGUCAACACGGAUCCAUUUACAUCUUCAAAAGUUCCUAAUAUCUCAGUAAUACCUGCGACGCCAGAAAGUUCCAUUUCAAUAUCGAAACAUUCGGAAAAUUCGUCGUGCCAAAACGAUUUAAACGGAUACGAGAAUCACAAUUUCGUCGCGGACUCUCCCGACGAUUCCCCCGAAUCCGAAGACCACCCUUAUCACUCCCUGAGCAGUUCGAUGAUCACUUUAAGAAGAUUCGGCACCGUAUCUAGUUUGGAAAGAGUUACGUCCGAAGAAAAAGAAGAUUCCAUCGACAAUAACGUAGACGAUAAUAGCGUAGACGAAGAAGAUAACGACGAUUUCAAUAACUCUACUAUAAAACAUUGGACUCUAAGAGCCGGAUCGUACGUCGCCGAAAAAAUGUCGUUUCUCGAGAAACUCGGAGAAGAUUACAAACAACAAUACGUCACUAGAUACCUAACGACAUCCGAUAAUCCCGUAAACGGAGAAGAUUUACAAGAAGAAGAAGAUAUUUGGGGAACUCCGACUAGCGGUGGAGAAAACGAAGAUAGUUUGAAUUCGCCGGGGUGCGAAGACAAACAAUCGCCGAAUAACGGAUCCCUUUCGUCCGAUUACGGCGACGAUACUGAAUUGAUGAUGGACGAAUUGCUGAUGACGCCCCCGAUCAGCGGUGCCGCGAUGCGAGGCCUCCUGCCGCGGAGGACGCUGGAACCUCUGAUCGAAGAAGAAUUGUACGAAACGUCUUCGACGUCUUCGAUAGAAUCCGAUAGCGAGUCGGAAUCUCCCGAACGACAGGAGAGCGGAACUGGAGGUGUUGCUGACACAUGUUGUGUUGCGGAAGGAGCGCAGAAACCGAACGGAUCGGAUCUGGAGGAAUCGAAAGGAGGUACGCGCGUUCGUCCUUCGAUUCCGACGACGACGACGAUUCACAGAUCGGAAAGUUACCGUCAUAUUAUCGAGGCUGCGGAAAACGAAGGAAACGAAGAACGAAACGAUUAUUUCUUCAAUCGAUUCCGGCCGGCGGGCAAGUUUGUAAAUAUCGAGAGGAUACCGAGAUCGAGAAGUAUUAAAAUUUUUGAGUUUUUUAAUAUGCGUAAACCGGAAAGAAGAAUAUACGAAACACACCCCGAAGGUAGACAUCUCAUCAAAAUAUUCGAAAGCGAAGAUCCUCUUACAGACGACACACACAGUUUAAAUUCGCCAAAGCAAUUAUCGCCUAGACGACUGAAGGACAAGCAGUUGGAUAGACGUUUCUGGAAACAACUGAGCAGAAGAAGGGGAUAUAAAGGAAUAGUACCGGCCUAAUUUAUAGCAUUUCUGUACAUCGCUUCUUUGAUUAUAAAGUUCAAAAGAAAGUUUACUAUGAUAUUAUUUAAAUGGAAUAAUAAUUACUUAUUUUUUAUUCUUAAUGAUGUGUUAACAAUAUUUGUCUUGACUUUUUCUAUAAACAAUUUUAAAAAGUCAACCUAACCUAACCUAAAAAAGGGAAAUGUGGGUUUUACUUAACUGCAGUCAAAAUAUUAUCAUCUUCAAUGAUUUUUUGAAUGAAAUUUUUAUUGAAAUCCAAAAUUUUAGGUGUAGUUAAAUUGAGUAUCUAGUAGUAGGAUGGGGUUGUGGUGGAUGUGUCAUAAAUGAAUGGGAAAUGGUAGAACAAAGACGAAAUAAACGAUAUACUUCAUGUUUAUGAAAUCUUAAAUGAAUUUUUCAUUAAUAAAAUCGGACAUUUUGUUUAAUUUAAUAGUUCCUCGCCUUGACUUUCUGUUUAAGCUUUAAAAACUCUUUAUAAUAGGACAGGGAUGACAUUUUUUUCAAGUGUACGGUGUACUAAGAACCUAAUUUUGUAAAAAUUGCAUUUUCUAAAAUUAUUUUCAUAGAAAAUGAGGUUUUUCCAAGUUCAUUUGAUGAGAAACAUGAUUUUUUGAUUUUAAUUAGAUGGAAAAAUGACAAUUUUGAGUUAUUCUGGUCAAAAAUUCUGUUUUCUGACUGAAAUUGAUCAGAAAUUGUAUAGUUUGGAUUAUAAGUAGCUUUGUUCGAUUAAAUGUGGCCCAAAAUCGAAUUUUCUGACUUAAUUUUAAUCGAAAAUAGUUUUCAAUAUCCAAUUUUGACGAAAAAUAGUUUUUUUCAGUUCAAUAUAGUCCAAAAUUGGUCGAAAAUAUGCUUUUUUAAUUUAAUACUGGCCAAAACUGGAUUUUAUCAGUUUAAUUCGGUGGAAAAAUGCUUUUCUCUAUUUAAUUUCAUCUAAAAUUUGAUUUUCACAUAGAGUUUGGUCCAAAAUAGUUUUCUAUUUCUAUUUUGACAAAAAAUAGCAAAAAAUGGCAUUUUUGAAAUACUUUGGUCGAAAAUAGACUUUUCUCAAUUUAAUAUGACCCUAGACUAAAGUUUCGCAGUUUAAUUUGGUAGAAAAGACUCUUCUAUAUUUAAUUUAUAUCAACAAGUAAGUUUUUUAAUUCAAAAUAACCCAGAAUUGGAUUUUCGGUGAAAAAGUAUUUCUGAGUCAAGUGAAAAUAUGAUUUAAUUCAGUCGAAAUAUUAUUUUUGAGUUAAAUUUUGUUAAAAAUCGCAUUUCUUGUGUUGAACUUACCAAAAUAGGCUCUUAUUAAUUUAAUUUUGUCAAAAAAGUUACUUUUCUAUGUUUUAUUUCUGUUUAUAAUUAACGUAACGAGAUUAUUUCUCUUUUACAUGUAAAAUGGUCUUUGUCUAUAUUAUUACACAGUCAUUUAAUGAAAAGUUCCAAAGCACUUCGUUACUAAUACAUAAUCGUAUAUACAAAGGCCAAAUUAGAGAAAAAAGAAGAAGCCUAUUUACUCUCGUUACGAUAUAUUUGUUAAAUCAAUUUUUUUUGGAAAAAUAUUAUUGUAAAACAAAAAAUAUGACGAAUGUAAAUUGUCAAUUUGUUCUAUUAAUUCCUAUUUUACAUAUAACAUUCCUAUUGCCUUUUCAAGCUUAAUUUCGGCUCUAAUAAUAGUGAGAAUACUUUUUAUUAAACUUUAAAGAAAUUGUUAUCGUCCAAUUUUUUAUAAAAAAAAAUUCGAUAUUGAAUAGAUGAGUCUUAAUCUCUGGUCAUCAAUCUAAUUAGAAAAAAAUAAAUGAUACUAUUUUCAUAAAUUUAAUGCAAUGUUUUUAAAUCUUCUUUGACUGUACAAGCCUCAAGAUUUGUAUAUAAUGUUGAGAAAAAAAAAUGGAAUACUUUUAAAAAAUAGUUCUGCAGUUAUAUUGGAGAUUGAUUCAUAUUAGGCAGUCAAAAUUGCAUUUCCAACACUUCAACUGACGAUGUUGAAAAUUAAUUCAUUUAUAUUAAAACAGUUUAAUAAACGUUUUAUUUAUAAUUUUGACGUUUUUAUAAGUACAUUCUACUUCUACCUAUCGGCCGAUACUGUUACUUCCAAUCUGAGACCUCAGAAUAUUCUUGUAACUUCGUCAAAAUAGUUUUAGAAUGUUGCUUAGCUACGUUAUCAUGUAAGACCAAGUAACAGGGAAAAGAAGAAUAACCUAUCUUCAUUAUAACCUUUUUCAAAUGCCAGAGAUUCAAGUGUUGUGAAAUUGUCUUGCUCUUAAGAGGUUUUAUUUAGAUAAUAAAAAAAACUCGAACAAAAAGAAAAAUGUAUUAUAAUUAGUUAUCCUAAUGAUAAUUCCGUCACGUGAAAUUGUGAUAAAAAUACAUUUUUGUAUAAUGUUAAAAAUAAACCAAUGAAAAAUUUAA
Diorhabda carinulata is the source of this 8423-nucleotide messenger RNA. RefSeq lists its product as uncharacterized. Gene Ontology annotation, biological process: signal transduction. Bases 66 to 6029 code for a protein of 1987 amino acids. The transcript is spliced from 25 exons. The record is from RefSeq and is a predicted model, not a curated record. Gene Ontology annotation, cellular component: plasma membrane; nucleus. Gene Ontology annotation, molecular function: guanyl-nucleotide exchange factor activity; protein binding. Lineage: Eukaryota; Metazoa; Arthropoda; Insecta; Coleoptera; Chrysomelidae.